UUGAGAGGGAUGCCAGGAUACGAGGUGGCGCUCCUCCACAGAGUCCUCCAUGGCUGCUGCUGCUGCUGCUGCUGCUUCUCGUCCGUGUCCUCCGCCUCUCCUCUUCUUCUCUCUGAACCGAGCAAAACUAACCUUUCCUCGUCCCUCCACUUCCUUCACUUGUAAACCUUCUCCUCCUCCUCUCCUUCUUCCCGUCUUCUGCGGUCCUCGAGACUCGAACCGCGGCCCGCUCCUUCGAGGUAGAACGCUCACUACCGAAGCAAUUCUCGCGGUUCAGUUGCUGAAACGAUGGACCGCCCGCUCCGCCGCGGACGACGGGGAUUCUAGGACGAAGACGCUUGUUGACGACGCCGUCGUGAAGAAAACCCUUUCCCGGCUGGCUAAACCUGACCUAAUCGCGGCGCUUAAUGAGCUCCAGCGACAGGACCAGUGGUUGCUCGCCCUCAAAGUUUUUGAGGUCGUUCGGGGGGAGUUUUGGUACAAGCCGGAUUAUUCGCUGUACGCUGAGAUGGUGAAGACGCUGGCGAGGAAUGGACGGACGGGCGAGAUUGAAAGCAUUGUAUCGGUCUUGGUGGGCGAGCAACUUGUAGAGGAUUUGCGGGGACUCACGAAGCUUAUUCGUGCAUUGAUAGGUGCUCGGAUGGGGAAGUGUGCGUUCGCUGUUUACGGGGCGAUGCGGAGUGCAGCGUUCGUCCCCGAUGAUCACCUCUUUGGAGUUCUAGUGAAGGGGUUAAGGAGGUUGGGAGAAGCAGAUUCCGCUGCUUUGGUUGCGAAGGACUACGAAACUAUUGAAAACGAGCAAUUUGAGAAGGCAAACAGGAAAUGAAGAUCUUGCUUAUUCUUUCUCCAGGUGCUCUAUGGUGGUUCCGGGAAAUUACGAGAAGCGGUUUGAACUGCAAAUUACGGAGAGAAGUGCUGCAGCUGACUUCAACUGAUGCACCUGAGUGGACACAUCCUUAGAAGGAACCUUAAUGUCCCACUCUGCAGGAUGAGUCAAUCAGAGACCAAUAGCAGCAUUUUAUGUGGAAUGAGUAUGUAUUAUACACAUGUUCCUGUUUUUCUGCAUGUGUCAAGAUUCCGAGGUCAUUUUUGGUUUUCUAAAGGAUUUCAUUCUUUGAUGACAUGAGUCUACUACAUGUCGAUGAUGUUUUCUCUGCACAUCCAUAAAUUGUAAAGGCUUUACCUAUGGUGACGGUAGCUUCAGCAAUAUGUCCCCAAGAACCAUUGGCACUUGAGACUGUCCCUUUUCUCUCUCUUUUCUCUCUGGUGCUUUUUCUGCAUUGAGGCACCAACUGUCCUUUUUAUUUCACAUCCUGGAAAUAACUCAUUUUUCUCUCU
Messenger RNA from Nymphaea colorata (pocket water lily), 1338 nucleotides. Its product is annotated as protein THYLAKOID ASSEMBLY 8, chloroplastic-like. Gene Ontology annotation, molecular function: RNA binding; protein binding. Gene Ontology annotation, biological process: chloroplast organization; Group II intron splicing. The record is from RefSeq and is a predicted model, not a curated record. The transcript has 3 exons. The coding region runs from base 50 to 826 and encodes 258 amino acids. NCBI's taxonomy places the organism in Eukaryota, Viridiplantae, Streptophyta, Magnoliopsida, Nymphaeales, Nymphaeaceae.